UCAUCUGUUUGCUGAGUGGAGUGUGAGUGUGUGGAGAUGGUGCUAAAGUAGUGAAGAGUGAAAUAAAGUCGGGAAAGAUGGAGAGAGAAGUUCAGGAGAGUGCAGAAGAAGAAGUGGACAGAAGUGCAGGAGGCAAUGAAGCCGAGCUUGAGAGUUACACCAGAGCCAAGUUCACACUCUGGGCUUAUAUCAUCUGCUGGACUGCACUCCGACUACUGAUACAGAAGCUGAGGAUCAGCGCUGCAGGGCAACAGGUCCAGGAAGCUCUUGAGGCCCCGAAUGACCCUGGUGGAGCAGAGCAGACCAAGUGUGAGCUCGAUUCAUACCCACAAGGAUGGAGAGAGCAGGAAUCGGACAGUUCACAUGAACCGUGGAAUGACGAGGACGAGUUUUCGGCUCUGUUGGAGGUGGAACAUCUUUACCCAGGACUGAACUUAGAAGCUGCACCGGAGAAAUCAGACUGUAAAGUGCAAGGAGGAGGGACAAACACACACUGCAGAGAGCAGGAGAUACAACACAUCAACACACUUAACCCAGAGAAAGAAGAACUAAAGAGACAUAUUAAUGCACACCGUGGAGAGCUCACGGAGGUAACACAGGAAGGACUGUCGCUCUCAGUCAACGGUCUCAACACAGCGGAACAUGAUCAAGGAACAGGAGAAGUGAAUACACAACAUGUAAACACACACGGUUCAAAACACACCCAUACCAUCACAAAUCACACAGAGGAACUGAAAACACAGGACACUGAAAAUACAGAGUUUACAGGCAAAACCUGUGUAGAAACAAACAGUGAAGAGACGGCAGGUUCACAAGCUGUAGAGAAAAAAGAUGAAAAUAUAGCAAAGGAAAAAAGAAAGGACUAUACUGAACCACAUGAUGAGACACAAAGCUCGUCAACAAAAUACUGUGCAAAAACAUAUCGCAAAGUCAGCACUUACUCACAAAGGACAGAUCUGUUUAGAUUAAACAAUUCUGGCAAGCACAACUCAGAGAGCACAAGUGAAUGUAGUGCAGAGAUACACAACAGUAACAUAAACACACUCUGUGAUAGGUUACACAGUACAGAAAUACACUCGUCUGACAGCAGAGAGGGAGAAAUCAGAGAUACGGGUGGACAACGCUGCUCUCAGGAUUCAGACCUUCACCAGACAAACAGCAACAACCUCGAUGCACACUGUCCUGAAACUUUUAUAGACACAGAAGGCACAACAUGCUUCCAGCAAAGACAUAGCAUCACGCCAGGGUGCGUAAAUAUCGAACACAAGGCACCACCGUCUCAGAAUGACAUAUGCAAUGGAAAAACAAGCAUCUACAAGGCAGAUGAACUUGACUUGCUAAGCAGGAGCGAACGGAAGCAAAUUAAUUGCAAUGAAUACGCUUUGCACACACAUGCACCGAAUGAGAGCACAAACACCUCCGGUGUAAACAGAAAGGCACUGAACACUAGCGUGCACUGCAAAGACGCUCUGAUUGUUUUCACAACUUGCAGAGACUGUAACGUAGCAGAGAUAGCACCAUCCAAAACUGAGGAAUACUCCUCAACACACCUUAACACUUGCGAUGGUGACACAAAGCCUCAUGACACACUGUGUGUAUCAGGUGACCAUUUGGGAACUGAAUCUGUGAACUCUCCAGCGUCUGGACUUCUUCACCCCUUAAACGGUCAACUGCUACCUGCUUGUUCGGAAGAGACAGCUGCAGAGACUAUAUUACACACUGAAGCAGAGACACAACUCCAAAACCCCCCACAUGAUCAGCACCAGGACUUAGAGACCAAGUUCCUGCCAUGCUCCACAGACUGUCACGAUGAUGACAGAAUCAUUUGGCGAAAGCCACCGGUUGUUGCAACAGAGAGCAACGAGUCCACACUACCCUAUACUGGGGGAUUUAAACAAUUUGUGAUCAGGGAGGAUAGAAGAGACAGAUUUGAAGAGAAGGCUUGGGAGGAUUCCUCCUUUCCACUUACCCUCUCACCACUAUCUACAUCUGUGGAAAGACUCGCAGAAGGCACCACCUUCAUCCAAAUACACCAUGAGUGCAAGGAUGUUGACUCCCAUAACCCAGAACUUUUGACAUUCUCCAGUCAUUCCUGUGACGUAUCGCAUUACUCCCUUUCCACAGAAGAGAAAGUGAAGGAUCCAAGCCAGGAACUGACAAGGUCUGAGGAAGUAGAGGAUAGUCUGUAUCCAAAACAUGGUCAGAGUAUAAAAGAUGAGCAUCAUCCUCCAUUUCAUUCAGCCAAGUCAAACCAUUCUGAGAUUAGGUCAGAGAACUGUGUCCUAUCAAAUCCUGUUGAAACACAGGCUCCACUAUUUACUUUUUGUCAGCCAACACACACUCAUGAGCAGUGUGUCAAUGUCUUGAAUAGCCACACACUAUUUAUUGAUUUAAAACAUAAGAGAAGCAUCUCUUCUCCUCGAGGGAAUGAGAGCCCAUUUCCAGAAACUAGCACUAUUAAGACUGUUGAAGACUCCAAAGCUUGCUUUGUUGAAAAGAACGAUCCUCAAUCAGAUCAGAUUGAGCCUUGUUGGAACCUUUCUGUACACAAUAACACAGCCUCGGAAAAGUCAGCAGAGGCCAAAGAAGCUGUAGCUGUAUGUAAUCCAUGGCUGGAACCUUUUUCUGAUGGUCCAGAAAGUGAUUCUGAGGAUAGUGAUCAAACCAAUUCCCUUGUCCUGACCUUUGACCAGAACGAAGGAGCACUUCAGCUGGACUUGGUCAGCUUUGAUGGUUUAAAGAAACGCUCCGAUGGUCUGUGUCCUGUAGACUGGAGUAGUGAGGAUUCCGCUGUCUCCGGGCUAGGUGAAGACUUGGAGAGCAUUCACUGUGAUUUCUACCCACCAAAGGUGGAGAACCUUGGGCAACCUACACAGAAAGAGUACCUUGAAAAGGAUUCAUGUUUACACUCUGAAUGUAAUAUAAUAAGCACAGAUGAUAAACUGCACAAUGAUCAAAAGUGUCACAUAGACUCACACUUAAUACAGUCAGUACCUAAUGGACUUGGUCCAUUUACACACUCUGAACAAUGCAAAGAUAUUAACCACACACAUAUAUACACUUCCCUCUGUGGCUGCAUGCAAGAGACUGAUUUAGACUCGUUCAGCUCUCAGCCACAUCAGCCAUGUACUGAAGUACUUAAAUCUUCACCAGAUUGUCUGGAGACACAGGAUCCUCUCAAGCAGGACGAUCAGAAAGAGCUCUUUAGCUCAACUCAGCUCAAAUCCCAUAACAGCAUUGGUAGCUGUCGAGAAAAAGAGGACAGUUCAUUAGCACUUUCUGGAGAAAAGACAAUACGCUACACCCAACCUGAGGUUCUGCUCACUUCCCGAAGCCUGGAGCCUAUCCCAGAGACAGACUGCAUCCUGGAUAACUUCUCGAACCUGAAUGAUGAUACCUUUCUAGGUGACAAGGAAACAGAUACUGAGAAGUUUGGAAGUAAAAAAAUGAAACCAUCAGAGUCAGACCAGGAUAUUCUUGGGGUCGCUUCCUGUAAGCAUCGUUUGGCUGUAUGCAAAGGAAAGUCUGAGGACCAGCCAUGCUCUGCUCCCUUAGACCUGAAUGAGGACAAGUCCUUGCAGAAUAAUGAAGCCACAUCAAUCAAGUGUCCAUCCACAGGAUCCUUGGAACUGGACACGAGCAGCAUUAACAGUGAGGACCAAGAAGAGCAGAGAUCUCCUGUUGCUGGUCCCACUGUGAAAUCACAACAAACAAAAAGUAAAGUUAAGCCAUCCAAAUUCUCAGUUUUCUCCAAAAUGUCCUCGUUCAGACGAGGAAAAAGUAUGGCAAGGGAUGGGAGCGUAAGUAAGGGUGAAAUUUCACCAAAGGACUCUCAGGACAGAGGAGAGGACCUUCUUUUCUCUAGGAGUCACCUGACACAGGAUGCAGGACGAGACCCAGAGAGUCAGACAGACAACUCAGACGAUGAAGUCUUCUACAAAAGUGAGGCUGGAAAUAAGCAACCAGGGCUCCGGGCAGAUACAGAGGAAGAAGAGGUGGAGGAGGAUGUCUUUGAUCAUGUCCAGGGGACAGGGGAUACAGAAGGUUCGGAGAUGUCACAACUUAAACAGAACACGGGUAGUGAAUGCUCAAGCUGCAGGAGGAGCAAAAGCACAGAAGGCCUAAGCUUUCGCUUGCGUUUUGCCCAGGCCCACAAGUCUCUGUCAAGCCUAUUUGAAUCUCGUUCCAUGGAUAAGUACAAUGAGUGUCCGGAAUCAGAAGAUACACGAACCAAGCUUUCAUGGAGGAAACAGAAACGGGCAAAGGAGGUGGAUCUUCUAAGACGUACAAUGUCUGUGCCAGACACAGACAAAGAUGGAAAUAAAGCUCUGCAGCGCCACACUGACCCACUUAGCAAGCGUGGUGUCCUGCGAGAUGGAGUUGGUGCAUCCCUGCAGGACAGCAAAUCAGAUGGGCGCAAUAGGAGGUGCUUGUCAAUUACACUUAUUGAUUCCUCACCGACUGGUGACUCUGGUCCCGUCUCACCUAUGUCCCCACUAGCCAAUCAGCUGUCAUCAUCUUGUUCCAAAAUGCCACCAGGGAGCAGUGAAAACCCAGAAUUGCCCAUGAGACCAAUGAGUCCCAAACCAAGCAGUCCAAGGUCUGCAGGGCAGAAACAGCGGUUCCGUUACCCCUCUUCACGGGCCAACACCCUUUCUCUGAUUAUUCUCGGCCAGAGUGUUAGUGUUUCAGAUCCCCCCGAGAGACCGAGGUCCCUCAAACCUAAAGUGGGCCGUCAGGGUUCUCUCAGCCCACUAAGUACCAGCAGCCAUCUGGAUGAUGGCAGCGUAGACAGCCCCUCUCCCAUCAGCACCAUUACCUCUAUGACAGCCAAUGAAUUUGAGCCUAGCAUAUCGCAGAAGGUAUCUCCUGGAAGUCCCCAUCUCUCCAGUCACUCUACAGUAAUGAAGAUGAUGAAUAGUUCUCCUGCUGGGUCACCAAGUCCGACAACCAGAUCUGGAUCCAGCAUGAGCACUACCCUACCCAUGAAGGUCAGACUGCAGAGACACUGUUUUAGGGAUGAUCUGUGGAUCGAGGAGGAGAAGAAGCGGCAGAGGAGGCUGAUGAGGGCCACACCAAAGAGGGGCACUCACCCAUUGGAAGAGUUAGAGGAAGUGAGGACGCGGCUGUCUCUAUGUGCACUGAAAGUGUUUCCUGGAAUGCCACUCCGAAGCUUCUCUCACAGCACCCCCAUUGGUCUGGACUGCCUCGGCUGGAGACGACGCAUGUCCUCUCCUGCGGUGAUUGUUCCUGAUGGAGCUCCAGAGAAGCUGGGUGGAGGUGAUGAGGCUGGCAGUGAAGAGGAUCUGUACGAGGAGCUCCGCAGUUCAGGACAUCGCUUCCCUCAUCCAGGAGGAGCAGGAGAGCAGCUGGCCAUCAACGAGCUGAUCAGCGACGGCAGUGUGGUGUAUGCCGAGGCAUUAUGGGAUCACGUCACCAUGGAUGAUCAGGAGCUCGGCUUCAAGGCUGGAGACGUCAUUGAAGUAGUGGACGCCACAAACAAGGAGUGGUGGUGGGGACGCAUCCUGGACAGCGAGGGCUGGUUUCCAGCCAGCUUUGUCAGAUUGCGUGUGAACCAGGAUGAGCCGAUGGAGGAUUACCUGGCACAGCUGGAGGAGGCUCAGGAGGAGCAGAGCUCCGGUGUUGGGCUGCUCCUCGGACCUGGCCUGCCCUGCAAAGAACAGAUGAGGACCAACGUCAUCAAUGAGAUCAUGAGCACAGAAAGGGAUUACAUCAAACACCUGAAGGACAUCUGUGAGGGUUACAUCAAACAGUGCCGGAGGCGCAUGGACAUGUUCACAGAAGAGCAGCUGUGCACCAUCUUUGGAAACAUUGAGGACAUCUAUCGGUUCCAAAAGAAGUUCCUGAAAUGUCUAGAGAAGAGGUUCAACAAGGAUGAGCCUCAUCUCAGCGAAAUCGGCUCCUGCUUUUUAGAGCAUCAAACAGAUUUCCAGAUCUACUCGGAGUAUUGUAACAACCACCCGAACGCCUGUGUCCAGCUUUCCAAGCUGAUGAAGCUCAACAAGUAUGUGUUCUUCUUUGAAGCCUGCCGUCUCCUCCAGAAGAUGAUUGACAUUUCUCUGGAUGGUUUCCUCCUCACUCCCGUUCAAAAGAUCUGCAAGUACCCACUGCAGCUGGCCGAGUUACUGAAGUACACCAACCCCCAGCACAGGGACUACAAAGAUGUGGAGGCAGCUUUAAAUGGGAUGAAGAAUGUGGCCCGGCUGAUUAACGAGAGAAAACGGCGUCUGGAGAAUGUGGAUAAGAUCGCUCAGUGGCAGAGCUCCAUCGAGGACUGGGAGGGUGAAGAUAUCCUCAGCAGGAGCUCGGACCUGAUUUACUCCGGAGAGCUCACAAAGAUCUCUCCACCUCAUGCCAAGAGCCAGCAACGCAUGUUCUUCCUUUUCAACCACCAGAUGGUCUACUGUAAAAAGGAUUUGCUCCGCAGGGACAUCCUGUACUACAAGGGGAGGAUGGACAUGGAUCAGAUGGAGGUGUUGGACGUGGAGGACGGGAAGGACAGGGAGCUGAACGUGAGUGUGAAGAACGCAGUGAAGCUCCGCUCGCUCAGUGGAGACGAGGUUCAUCUCCUGUGCGCUAAAAAACCUGAACAGAAGCAGCGCUGGCUCCGAGCGUUCGGAGACGAGAGGGAGCAGGUGCAACAUGACCAAGAAACAGGUUUUUCCAUCACUGAGGUGCAGAAGAAGCAGGCCAUGCUCAAUGCCUGUAAAAGCCAUCCAGCUGGAAAGCCCAAAGCCGUGACCAGGCCCUACUACGACUUCCUGCUGCGGCAGAAACACCCGACGCUCCCCACCAGCCUCCCGCAGCAGCAGGUCUUCAUGCUGGCCGAGCCCAAACGCAAGAGCUCCAACUUCUGGCACAACAUUGGCCGACUGACACCUUUUAAAAAGUGAAUGAGAGAGAGAGAGAGAAAGAAAGAGAGAGAAAGCGAGAGAGGAGCUCUCAGCUUGUGCCUGAACUUUACCCUUCUAUUCUCAUUUUAUUAUUAUUAUUAUUAUUAUUAUUAUUAUUAUUAUUAUUAUUGUUCUUUUUUUAUUCCAUCGUCAUGGUUGUAAUUGCAGACCGCUCCACAGAUUUACUGUAAAUGUGUUUGAUUUUUGGAGAAAGCACUUUAUUAAGGUGGUUAUAAUCAGGCUCGGCGACUGGCUCCCCGGGACUGCGACAAUUUUUUUUUUUUUUUUUGGGGGGGGGGUCUUUUAUUUCCUGGAGCUCUGAUUAACCCCUGUCCACACUAAUAUCACUAACAUGUUGGUGUUUAUUUUUUAUUAUCUUGUUUUCUUAAAUCUUUUCAUGUCAGCAGAUGCCAAUUGUACACAGUGCCAGAGUUUGCUUUCAUAUUUAAGUUUGUUCCUUGUCACCUGAAAAAGUAAAUAAGAGUUACUACAGUUA
Messenger RNA from Neoarius graeffei (lesser salmon catfish), 7410 nucleotides. Its product is annotated as rho guanine nucleotide exchange factor 4-like. The transcript is spliced from 16 exons. The coding region runs from base 78 to 6914 and encodes 2278 amino acids. NCBI's taxonomy places the organism in Eukaryota, Metazoa, Chordata, Actinopteri, Siluriformes, Ariidae. Gene Ontology annotation, biological process: intracellular signal transduction. Gene Ontology annotation, molecular function: protein binding; guanyl-nucleotide exchange factor activity. The record is from RefSeq and is a predicted model, not a curated record.